GGUACAAUUCGGAGUGAACAGUAAAGCAAGUUCUGUCGUGAGGGGUGAUCGCUUUGCUGCUUCACUGGUGAUAACAGUUAAACGUGAUGAGCACUAAACUUCUAUCGCUGCUGAUCGUUACAGCCUUUGCACCCCAGUUUAUCCUCGGUUUCGGAACGUACCAAUUUGACAAGAAACUUUUGACAUAUGAAGUAUCGUCAAUCGAUACAUCGGAUCGAAUUGUAAACUAUGACGAAAUCGGAAAAGCUGUAAAGGAUAAAUGUGUCAAAGCUAGCGACACAGGAGCUCCCUACGAGCAGGUUAAACAAAGUACCCGGGAUCUCUCCAAUUGCUGGAAAGAACUAGUCGAUGUGUAUGAUUUCGUCCGAGAAGUCGAAGAGGCUAAACCGACUGGUAAUUUUCACACCGUAUUCAACAAGUACUGCCGCAAACAAAACACCCUGCUAGAGUGCAUAAACACCUUUACGAACACGCUCGAUCCCUAUUUGGAUAAUGAAGAGAAACGACACAAAGGACAGAUAGUGGAUUUGUUCAGACAUUUGCUGAACUUUAACUGUGAUAAUGAUGGUGACCAAAUGACGCUAUUCAUCACUGGGAAGGGGCCGGAAUGUUUCAAAGAGCAAAAAGACGACUUGAUCCAGUGCGUGAACGGGACCUUCACCAGGCAUUCUCUGGACGAUAAUAUGACAACUACAACGGUUCCGUUGGUCAUUGGUCCAAAUCAGUACGAAACCCUUCACACAUUGCAGGCCUAUUUAGUAAGGGAACUGAAGCAGUGCCAGGAGUCAACCCCAGCUACUUUUGGGAAUGUUUUACACAUCCAUGAUGAAGGGUUCACCAUGUGAUCCGAAGAUAAAGCACAGUCGCAGAUAAACUUCAUCAGGUACCAAGAACACGUUUUUCAAUCUCAGAGAGAGGCGGUCAUCCACGGCAAAAGAAAGUCGGAGCCGAUUUACCAUAGUUCUUUGAAAUACUUUGUAAUACAUUUUUACUCUAUUAUCGUGUUAAUGUUUUAUUGUAGUCGAUAUCAGUUAAUUCAUAUGCUGUACUGAUUAAAAUAAUCAUACCACGUUUCUACACGCACUCAUCCGCGUACGCCGAAUCACGCCGGCUUAGCUAGUUACGCGCUUACCCACAGGCCAACUUCCUUUCAUCGAUUCGAUUACAUUGUACAACGAACAUUCAGCAUAGCAAUACCUACUAAACGGUGCGCUUUCUCAUGUAGUAAUAACAAAAUUAUACGAAAGAAUACUUUAAAUCAUCAUUCGAAUCUCGUCCGUUUUUUACUGCGCGGUUUUCCAGACACAAUCACACUAGUGAAACUGAAACGUUAUUUUAACUGAAACAAUGGCAAAUAAAACACGGCUUCGAAAUGUUUUGCGUUAGGUCAAAUGUUGAAGUUUUUUUUCACUUUAUGUUCUCAACAGACAGCUGUUAUUGUUGUUCGGUUUGGUAAAUGUGGGUAAUUACUAGUGAUAAUUAGCAGUGGUAAUUUCUUUUUUUGAUAUUCUAAACGUCAAUUGGGAUAAAUGGUUGUAAAGUUGCUUGUUUG
Wyeomyia smithii (pitcher-plant mosquito) is the source of this 1552-nucleotide messenger RNA. RefSeq names its product 27 kDa glycoprotein-like. Lineage: Eukaryota; Metazoa; Arthropoda; Insecta; Diptera; Culicidae. The record is from RefSeq and is a predicted model, not a curated record. Bases 87 to 845 code for a protein of 252 amino acids. The transcript has 7 exons.